Molecule: messenger RNA, 459 nt
Organism: Acanthosepion pharaonis
Lineage: Eukaryota; Metazoa; Mollusca; Cephalopoda; Sepiida; Sepiidae
Source: the annotation of a GenBank genome assembly
AUGCUCUCUUUUGAGAGAGUUUUUGGAUCUGCUCUCAUUUCUUACGGCCAGAAUCCGGGUCUAGCCUCCUCUGUUCCUUUUCUCUCUUUCAUUCUUUCUCUCUUUCUUUCUUUCUUUGCUCUUUUCUUUCUUUCUUUCUUUCUUUCUUUCUUUCUUUCUUUAAAGGCUGAAUCAUUUGUUACCUUUCCUCCGUUUCUUUGUCUAGCCUCCUCUGUUCCUUUUCUCUCUUUCAUUCUUUCUCUCUUUCUUUCUUUCUUUCUUUCUUUGCUGGUUUCUUUCUUUCUUUCUUUAAAGGCUGAAUCGUUUGUUACCGUUCCUCCGUUUCUUUCUUUCUUUUUCUUUCUUUCUUUCUUUCUUUCUUUUUCUUUCUUUCUUUCUUUCUUUCUUUCUUUUAAGCCUCCUCUGUUCCUUUUCUCUCUUUCAUUCUUUCUUUCUUUCUUUCUUUCUUUCUUUCUUUAA